Messenger RNA from Racocetra persica, 162 nucleotides. The record is from the annotation of a GenBank genome assembly. NCBI's taxonomy places the organism in Eukaryota, Fungi, Glomeromycota, Glomeromycetes, Diversisporales, Gigasporaceae.
CUCUGGUCCCAGCUGUGGUCGUGAUUGGAAUAUUUCUUCUGAUAACAGCAAUAACCCUGGUUAUAACUGUGGCCGUAUCCGUAGUAUGUCUCCUGAAAAUAAUAGUAGUAAUAGCUUUGGUCGUGGCCGUGACAUGUCUCCUAAGAAUAAGGAUAGCAAUAG